AUGCCCGCAAAAAUCUCCACAAUGUGUUACAUUCAUGAAUUCACUGAACGACUUACUCUGGAGUUUACGGUAAAUGAAAUUAUGGCUGUUGCAAGAUUGAAUGAUGAUGAUCCGACAAAAAUUUUAUAUUUGAGAGUUAAUGCAAUGUCCGUUAAGUUGAUUGAUAAUAUGGAAUUCGAUGAUAUACCUGCGAUUGGGUUAAAUGUCAUGAUUAUGGGACUAACCACCAAGACAGUCAGAAAUAUUGAUAAUCAAUCAAUUAUUGAUUUCUAUAUAGAGGAAAACUUAGGAGAUUGGGAACCGAGAGAAUUUUGGGUUGAGGUUCGUCAUAAUGUGAACCUCAGAUAUCUCACUAACAAGACUAAUUCUAUAAAUCAAAGCAUGCGAUCUACUACUGCUUUGAUUAUGGGUACGCUAACCUAUCAGAUGCCGGUGCUCACCUUUUUUCUUGAAUGUUCUGAUUUUAACUUAUACACACCUGUUUAG
This is a messenger RNA of Rhizophagus irregularis DAOM 181602=DAOM 197198, 486 nucleotides long. The record is from RefSeq and is a predicted model, not a curated record. NCBI's taxonomy places the organism in Eukaryota, Fungi, Glomeromycota, Glomeromycetes, Glomerales, Glomeraceae.